AUGCGUAGAGUUGUCAUUCGGACGGAGGCGCUGAGUUGUCCUUUGGACGGAGAUGAGGAUUCCAAUGAACUUAGGCUACGGCCGCUGGUUCCAGACGCUCAAGAAUGGAAGUACCCUAAAUCCAAGUUAUUUCCCAGACACGCGGCGUGGAGUUGUCAUUCGGGCGGAGGUGGAGGUGGAGGCGGUGGCCGUGUAUUUACAAAUAAAGUAAAUGCGGUAGAAGAAUUCAACUUAGGAGGACUGAAGGACAGCGAAUCCGAUUCCGAUUCCGAGUAG
This is a messenger RNA of Arabidopsis thaliana (thale cress), 276 nucleotides long. RefSeq names its product phosphoglycerate kinase. The transcript is spliced from 2 exons. Lineage: Eukaryota; Viridiplantae; Streptophyta; Magnoliopsida; Brassicales; Brassicaceae. The record is from RefSeq and is marked reviewed. Bases 1 to 276 code for a protein of 91 amino acids.